GGUGACGUUUAUUCCAGAGAAGCGAAAAAAAGAAGCGCACCGAGAAGAGAAUACAUAGUUCUAAGGACUUUCAUAGACAAUAAAAGCAAAUAAACAGUUAAAGGAUCAGAGCGCAACCAUGCUUCGAGAAAAUCUUCUCAUGGAGACGCUUUGGGAUUGGGGAGGUCGAAUGCUUGCUGGAGACGACGGACAUUCCGAAUUUGGCUUCCACAUUGCGUUCCCCGAUCUGUACUUGACUAUUGUCUACUUCACCUGUAUCUAUCUACUCGGACAGUUUGCAUCUCGUGUUCUACGGAUGCCGAGUUUGGUCGGAGAAAUUUUCUGCGGUAUUUUAUUGGGCCCGCCGCUUGCCAAUAUUGUUCCCAACCCAGAAGCCCUGGUCUUAAUUGGUGAAGUGGGGUGAGUACUUUACAACUCGGCAUCUAGUUGACUGUUUCGUUUAGCGGAAUAGUCGUUGACAAAAACUAAUCGUUUCCCGAUUUGAAUAUUACAAAUAUUAUAGGCUCAUUUUGCUCGUGAUUGAGGCUGGAAUCGAUAUUGACAUGGCUGUUAUGAAUUUAGUCGGAACGAGAGGUUUGAUAAUUGCUGUGGUGGGAAGUUUUCUUCCUAUUGGUGUCGGUGUCCUUAUUGCAUGGGCUAUCAACGUUGGUGAUUGGAAAGCAAUUAUUGCUUCAGGUGCUGUGUUCGGCCCAACAUCACUUGGUAUUGCCUUGAACGUCUUGAAAGGGGGUAAGAUUUUGUUUGAGUUUGAUUGUCGCUGUAGCUUGACGAAUUAUUUUAGAACACUUUUGUUUUGUCUCUCAUUUCAUAUUCUUUUCACAUCGAUUGUAUUUGGUAUACAUUAUUUUCUCGUAUUUUCUAGGUGGUGUUCUCAAUACGUAAGUUGACUCACCCAUUAAAUCUUUUUUUUGUCUGAGAUCACAUACGUCAUUCUCACGUUUUCUUUUUGUGUCUUCUUAAAGUCCUGUCGGCCAAAUGAUUGUUGCUGCCGCUGUUGUCGACGACAUGAUUGCGUUGGUUGUCUUGUCACAACUUGAGGGUUUGGUGGGAGAAAUCACAGUCGUUKGUAUUGUCAUUCCAAUGGUCAGCGCCCUUCUGUUUUUGGUUAUAGGCGGAUAUAUCGCCGUCUUCGUCUUGCCAAAACUAUUUUCCAGAUUCAUUCUACCAAAAUGCCCGGAAAACUCUCGCGAUAAGGUUGAAAUGACAAUCAUGUUUGGAUUGGUCCUAGGGCUCAUGCCUGCCACGUAUUAUGCGAAGGCGAGCUACUUGAUGGGAUCAUUCCUUGCAGGUUUGACCUUUUGUAACUCGGACGGAUUGCACCAUCAAUUUGUGAAACAAUUUAAACGUAUUUUACAGUGGUUGAUGCGAAUAUUUUUUGCUUCGACUAUUGGUUUUCAGGUGCCCAUUAAAGAUUUUGGUGACAAAAAAAUUAUUUGGCAAGGUUUGGUCUUUUGUCUAUCUUGGUUGAUUGGUAAGGUUGCCGUGGGUUUCUUGGUACCAAACUUCAAAGUGGGGCAGAAAAAAUUUACAGGCAAUCAUUUUCGAGAUUGUUUGAUUACCGGUUUCAGUAUGGCAGCGGAAGGAGAAUUCGCAUUUGUUAUUGCUGUUUUUGCCGUAGACAAAGGAUUGAUUAGCGAAGAUCUUUACGCUAGUUUGGUCCUUGCCGUUUUGAUCUCAACAAUCAUCCCACCGUUUGCUUUGAGGUUUACAAUUAACUUUUACAACAAAAAAGGAGAAGAAGCUGUGGCCAGGGCUGCGGAACGAGAAGAAAUGCGGGAGCAUAGCGUAGCACUGGAUUUGAAAAACGGAGACGAAGAGUUGGUUGAAGGAAUAAAAAAACAAACUGAAGUUUUUCUUGUUAUCCAAACCCAAUCUGAUUCUAGUUGGGGUCUGCUCAUAAAAAUCAUGGGUGUCUUGGGUAAGAAAGGUUUGGAUGUGAUUGAUCAUCGUGCAUGGUCCCCAAGAGGAAUCAACACUACACUUGUGAAUGAGGUGUAUGCAGCAAGUCCCAUCCGUGUGAAAGAUGGGCAGACUCAGGUAGAGGCACUCGAUGCGUUGAUUGAAGAUAUUACAAAUGCGAUCAAGGAUGCUAUCGAUCAAAAAAAUUCAAGAGUCAAAGUUCAACGUUGGUUCCCUGGAGUGGUGGAAGAAGUUGUCGAAGAAACGAACGAAAGGCAGCACACAGAUAUUCGUCAACGUCUACUACAUGAGGCAUCAUCCGCAUUGGAAAGAAAAGCAAAGUUGCAGACCAGCGCUACCAAAGAAAAGACAUACGAAGAAAUUAUGGGGAUCUCGUCCACGGUCCCCAAGGUCGACGAAUCGAAAGAAGAAUCGAAAGAUCCGGGUGAUAUGUCUUUCAUGCAAUCUGCGAGAGUUCUAGAUCAGACAACGCAGCAGAAACCUCGUCGAAGACGUCUUCAUAAAACUCAUAGUACACCAGUGGUCGGAGGAGGACUGUUUGGAGAAACAGUUGAGGCAAGGAGCGGCAGAGAUGGAAGUUCAAGAUUCCGUCGCGUUAGCGAUUACACGAAGACGAAGCAAGAAGAUUUGAAUUUCAGUCUCAAGGCAUCAGGUCUGCCCGCUGAGAUAACUAUCAAGGGACAAGUAUUCCAAAUUCGAAUCUCUUCAGACACUUAUCGUAACCUAAAAAACGGUAUGGAAGGUCAAACAACCGACAGUCGUGGUGUUCCCAUUACUGGAAUCGAAAUCACUGCCCAGGACGAUGCGCCGGUCGUUCAAAAGCUUCAAGGAUUUGUCAGAAAUGCAGGCCUUCAAAGAAUCCAAGAAGAGUCUGAGUAUUCAGCGGAGGACAGUGAAAAAGGCGCCUCGUGAUGAUUCAACUUUCAUCGUCUUCCUUACGAUCAAUCUAUAUUGGAGAUGGUGCCUACUCGUGUGCGUAGAACUUGAAGCUAGGUCAAAGAAACAGCAAUUAUCUAAACUAUAUUUUCAAAUAGUUUUGACUUAUUCGAUGCAUGGAUAUAAAUCAGAAGCACGUCA
This is a messenger RNA of Pseudo-nitzschia multistriata, 2997 nucleotides long. The record is from the annotation of a GenBank genome assembly. Lineage: Eukaryota; Bacillariophyta; Bacillariophyceae; Bacillariales; Bacillariaceae.